AUGGUAAGUACUCGUAAUAAAAAGGCUCAAGAAUCCAAGAAAGAAAAGCCUCUUCCUAAGUCUGCAAAAGCUGAAAAAGCAUCAGCAGACAAGAAAAAAUCAAAAGCAAAGCAGGUAAAAAAAGAAAUCAAAGUAGAAAAAAAGAAGGAAAAAGUGGCCGCCAAAGCAAAUCAGAAAAGACAAACCCCUCCUCAAUUGGAAAAAGAGUCAAAAAAGGCAAAAGCAAAGCCGAAAGCAGCACCUCAGAUUUUAGGCUAUACACCAGAUCAAUAUGAUAGGUAUAAGCAAUUGAUCAUUGAAUAUAAAGGGAAAACAAAUGAUGAGCUCAAAUCAAUAUUAAGGAAAAACGAUCAAAAGGUUUCAGGGACCAAAGAUGAGCUGGCUGAAAGAAUUGCUGAUGGAGUCGUGCUUGGCGCUAUCCCUAAAUGCCCUAGCUGUGGUGGCGGGAGACCAAAAUUCGACUUUAAGAAAGGGACUUAUUAUUGUGCUGGCUAUAGAGAUGACGUUGACUUUGUGAAUUGCCAUAAAAAAUAUUCGCUUUCUGAUCUCCCAAGAAACUCUUGGUUAUUAUAA
This is a messenger RNA of Blepharisma stoltei, 573 nucleotides long. The record is from the annotation of a GenBank genome assembly. Lineage: Eukaryota; Ciliophora; Heterotrichea; Heterotrichida; Blepharismidae.